Messenger RNA from Ectocarpus siliculosus, 4336 nucleotides. The record is from the annotation of a GenBank genome assembly. NCBI's taxonomy places the organism in Eukaryota, Phaeophyceae, Ectocarpales, Ectocarpaceae.
AUGGGAUUGUCGUUCCGAGCGUCCCGUGUGCUGGAGCGACUACACAACGCGAUACAGGUUCGGGGGCAGCACGGCCUUGAUGAGUUCCGCGCUCGGCUAGACGAGCAGCGCCUCCAUGACAAGCGAGAGGCCACUGAGACGGAGUUCAUCGCUGCGGCGGGUGGUGAUGAUGGCGUUCUCUCUGGAGAUGAGGCGGCGAUCCUUUUCAGAGAGCUCGGCGGCAAGGACAAGAGCAUCCCCUUUGCCGAGAUAAUCGCUUGCUACCGAGCCAACAACCACCCGUAUGUGCGACGUGGAGAGAAAGCCUCGGCCGCAGUCCAGCAGGACUUCCUUCACACGCUGUCCAACAUCACAAGCACGGACUUGCACAACAGUCAUGGAACGAUGGUGUCGUUCCCCGCUUUCCUCGACUUUUACUGCUCUCUCACGGCAUUUACAAGCGAUACCGACUUCAGGGACGCCAUCGUGGCGGUGUGGGUGCCCCCGGUCGUCCUAGACAACGAUCAUGUGCUCCACACCCUCGGUGCUGCCGGGGGUCUUGUCGCGAAACUUCGCUCUCAGAUCCUCACCAACGGUUUGCCGGGAGUUGCGGCUUUCUGUAGAGGCGUUCGAAAAGCCGCACGAGGAAGUGACGGGGGUGGUAAAGAAAUUACCCAGGAAGCGUUCCGCGCCGCUGCUAGCUCUGCAGGUGCUUCACUAACGGCUAGCGAGAUGUCGCAGGCGUUUCGACAUUUAGACCGUCGAGGGGUCGGAAAGAUCUACGUAGCGGGUGCUUUGCGCGCGGUGCGGGGAGAGAUCAGCAAGCGUCGAGAGCAUGUGAUCGACGAGGUGUUCGACUCACUGCUCUUCAGGCUUGGCGGUGAUAGCGACGCUGGUGACGGGCAGCACAGCCACACGCUCGAACCCGUGGCAGUUGCAAAGCUCUACCGUGCGGAAGCUCACCCGGACGUGGUAUCUGGGGUACGAACACAGGCGGAAGUUUUGUCGGAAUUCCUGGAGGCCUUCGAAGGUGGUGGGGAAAUCGAUGGAAGGGUAACUCAAGGGGAAUGGCGCGAGCACCACCUGCAAGUAUCGGCUACGAUGGCCGACGACGACUUGUUCUGCGAGCACAUGAAGUGCGUUUGGGGAUAUGGCAACAAAGAAAAAGCCACCCUCGAAGCCUCGCACGUUAGCAACCACGAUCUGACUGGGAGCACCACCACCAACAACUACAACACUGCAAUUCGAGGCCCGAAUGGUGCACACGGUAGCGUAGAACAAGGAGACGGCAACAGCGUUUCCAGUAAGAGCAACGGCGACGGUAGACAGAGAGGUGGAGAAGCUGGCGCAAAUUCCCCGUUCGCGGCCCGCGAAGCCUGGGCCCCUUCCCCUCCAGCAGCCAGCAACGCCGAGCGAGGCCCUAUCCUACACCAAGGGAGCGCAAGGGACGCCGCCACGGCGGCCAGGCUAUCCCCGGGAGUUCUCGGCCUUUUAGCGCGUGCACGCGGCAGCCUUGCCUCGGGGGGUAUGCGUGCGGCGUUCCAGCUGCUCAAGGGCUUCCGGGAGGAAGACCAGGGGGACGACGGGAAGGUCACUCUGUCCGGGUUCAAGAAGGCAAUCGGCGGGGCCGCGUUGGGGUUAGGGCUAAAAGAGGCAGAGAUGCGGAUAAUAUUCCAGCAUUUCGACAAAGAAGGAGACGGCGAAGUGCCCUACGAGCUAUUCCUUCGCCAUAUCAGGACCACGCUGCCGGAUGGACGCUUGGCUCUGGCCCAUGAGGUCUUCGAUCGAAUGGACGCGGACGGGGAUGGCCUGGUUUUCGUCGAUGAUGUCGCGCGCACUUUCAGGGCUGGCACACACCCGGAAGUCGUGGAAGGUUCUCGCACGGAGGAGGACGUGCGAAGGGAGUUCCUCGAGUCGUUCUCCGUGACGGACGGAUCCCACAAAUGGUGCACACGGGACGACCUGAUCUGGUGGAUGGAGCUCUUGUCUUCCUCUCUGCCGAAUGCGACGCCUGCGGCCGAUGACGACCUCCAAUUCGAACGUGUCGCCAGAGCUUGCUGGGGCAUUCCGGUAAAUGCCCCUGGUAUGCCGGGGAGUCAACAGGACGGUGCUUUUGGCGAAGCGCCGCAGUAUGUUAGCGUAGUGGUCACGCACGCUGACGGGUCGAUCACCACCGAGAGGGUCUCUCGGCAGGAAGUUGAGGUACACCCAGACGGCAGCGGCACUCUUUUGAUCUCCGAGGUGCAGGCAGAAAAUAUUCGUCGUCAGUUGUCCCGGCGAGGUGUGCACGCCGUCCAUGUCCAGCUCCUCAACGAACAGAAGGGAACUGUCAAUGCAAGCCCAGAAGCAGCGGGAUCGUCACAGGAAACCGCCGAUGUAAAACAUGCCGGGUCCACCAUUCUGGAGGGGUCGUCCUGUUCGCGUCCGCACGGCGUGCUCCAGCUCUCAGCGGACGAGGUCAGGACCGCCAGAUUGGGACCUUCGGGACACGGGCAACAGAGUCGUGGAGCUGACUGUUUUGGGGAGGGUGAAGCUAACCUUGGCUUUGACCACGGCAUGCUCAGCGUGCUGCAUAUGGCUCGGCGGCAGUUGGCCCUUCGUGGGCCGGUCGGUGUCUUCGCCCUUUCCAAGCGCUUACGCUCAGCGGCCUAUUUCCGUUCUAAGGCUGCUCCUUCUUCCCAUCCAGCAUUCGUCGCUGCUGCCGCUGCUGCCGCCGCCGCUUCCAUGGCAAACAGCUCGUCUGGAGUUGCGGCCACUGAUAGAAAUACCGGUCCGUUUCUGUCCCUGGGAGCAUUCAAGGAUGCGUUGUCGGAGGUCAACUGUGGACUUAGCGGCAAAGACUUGACGAAUAUCUUCACGCAUCUUGACGAUGCGGGCCGCGGCGAGGUGCUUGUAGACGUGGCGCUCGAAGCUUUUCGCGGUCGUUUGACAGGCGUAAGGCUUGCACUUGUGAGAGCAGCGUUCACAAGGCUCAGAGGAAGCGGGGAUGCCCCGCCGGACGCUGUCGCGGCAGUUAACGUUGCGUUUCAGUUUAAUCCAAGGGGUCACCCAGACGUCAUAGCGGGUCGUCGGUCUCCUGAGGAUGUUCGAAAGGAUUUCAUGGACGCUCUCACGACCACCAAAGGCUUCGUCACACGAAAGGACUUCGAAUCGUACUACACCGACGUCUCCGCGGCCACUCCCUCGGACGCCUACUUCAGUCUCCAAAUCCAAGCUUGCUGGGGGCUGGGUCGCGCCACCAUCGACUCUACCGCCGCCUUCGCUGAUGCCAAUACGGCUCCACAUUCCGGCACCGGGGCUCCUGCGGGUGAACAUACCGCAGGGCUGGGCAGAGACUACGACCCCGCCAAAUCACGUAGGACGUACUCCAAGGCUAGGACCUCAGCAGCCCCGGGUGUUCUUCCGGGGACGGCAGAGCGGGGAGAUAAGCCGGCGGCGGUAGCGGUAAGGUGGGGGGAUCAAAGCGGCAUGCGGACGCCUACUGCCGGGGUGGCGGCGAUCCUCCGGAAACUGGGGAAGGAAGUUCAGGGGCAUGGAGCGGCGUGGGGACUGGCGGGGCUAAGGCGGGCGUUGUUCAACGCUGACGGCAAUAAGGACGGAUUCUUAUCCUUCGGGGACCUUAAAGCGGCACUGUCUUCCUCAAGGGCCGGACUGACCAUACCAGAGGCACUGCUGGAUGCCACCAGGCCGCCGUUGAGCGGGGAGAGGCUCGGGCUGGUGCGCCUGGCGUUCGGGAAAAUGGACAAGGAGGGACGGGGCCACGUUUCUCCUGAAACAGUCACGCAGAGAUUUGUUGGCUCAAGGCACCCCGCGGUGCUAAGAGGUCACGCUACGGCAGAAGAAGUUCGGCAAGAACUGCUCGAUACGUUCUUCUCGGCCGGAGCCAGCGAAACCACUGCAAGAGAAGAGCAAGUAUCAGAGAAAGACUUCAUCGAACACCACGCUAAUCUCAGCUUCGGCAUAAAAAGGGACGAAGAUUUCCGCGAGCUCGUCAUCAACUGCUGGGGGCUCGAUGGUGGAGCUGUCGGCGAUGGUGAUGUGUGUAUGCCGGCGGAUGUCGCCGAUAUGCUUCGUCGGGUCAAUGCCCCACGGAGGAAGUUUCUGGUGUCGUACGCGGACGGGUCGCAGCGCGUGGAGGAGCUACCUUUUUCGUCAAAGUGAGUGUUAGGCCGCCAGCGAACCUGCAGUGUGUUAGUAAGGCUUACCCAUUAACAAAGGAUACACGCACGGGUUCGAAUCCCAGCUGGUCACUUUCACAAGCACCAUUAGCUCUUUUUCCGGCAGCGCCUGGCGAGGGGUCCGUCCCCGGAGAUCCCUACUUCCAAAAAUCUCAGUGACCAGCUGGAUGGCAACGAGC